Molecule: messenger RNA, 949 nt
Organism: Rhodotorula graminis WP1
Lineage: Eukaryota; Fungi; Basidiomycota; Microbotryomycetes; Sporidiobolales; Sporidiobolaceae
Exons: 4
Coding region: 1-900 (299 amino acids)
Source: RefSeq, a predicted model, not a curated record
AUGCUGCAGGCUAGCCCCUUGAGCGCAGUGCGCGCCUGCCUGCGGUCGACCGCACCUGCUGCCCAACCAGCGAGCGGUCCACGGCCGCCCUUCGCCCGGUCGUUCGCCUCGACUCGCCCACGGCUCGCAGCUCCCGCCGUCUCGGCCGAUGUGGACCACUACGGCGUCCUCGGCGUCCACAAGGAGGCGACCCGCAAGCAGAUCAAGGACAAGUUCUACGAGCUCUCGCGCAAGCACCACCCAGAUGCGCCCUCGACCUCGUCCGAGACGCCCGAACAGCGCACCGAGCGCUUCCAGCAGCUCUCGCAGUCCUACAGCGUCCUGUCCGACCCGUCGACCCGCCGCUCGUACGACCUCGCCCGCACUGGGUCGGCCGUUCCUCCUCACCGUCGGCGGCCAGGCCACCCGGGCUACACGGCCGCGUCCGGCGGCAUGGGCUACAGCGGCGCCGAGGGCCGGGCCGACGGCGCGUGGACCGACAACGACGAGCGGCGCACGCGCGCCAACUAUGCGUGGCAGCACCCGUCGCGGUCCGGGUUCAAGUCGGCGGGCGAGGCGGCCGGCGGGCAGGCCCAGGCGCGCACCGACCCGUUCGCGUCGCGCCGCUCGAGGGCGACCCAGUCCGGCAGCGCGACGGACCACUUUGCGACGUACGCGGCGCGCCAGAGUGCGCGUGCGGCGCAGCAGGCGACGAUGGGCGGCGCGGCGGGCGCUGGCGGGAGCCACUAUCGGGCGGGGACGUCAGUGUUCGGCGCGGCCAAGGCCGAGGAGGAGAGCCGGCUCAUCAACGACAGCUCGACGAUGCGCAGUGGUCAGGUCGCGUUCGUCUUCCUCACCGUCUUCUUCAUCGCCUACUCUUUCUCGCACCGCAAAGACAAGGAGGACCGGAUUCGGCGGUAGACUACACGCUUAGAUGCUGCAACGCAAGCGCAGACCCGUCAUUCGAGCC